Drosophila sechellia is the source of this 651-nucleotide messenger RNA. It is a transcript of the gene Dpm3, whose product is annotated as Dolichyl-phosphate mannosyltransferase subunit 3. The record is from RefSeq and is a predicted model, not a curated record. NCBI's taxonomy places the organism in Eukaryota, Metazoa, Arthropoda, Insecta, Diptera, Drosophilidae. The transcript is spliced from 2 exons. Gene Ontology annotation, biological process: GPI anchor biosynthetic process. Gene Ontology annotation, cellular component: dolichol-phosphate-mannose synthase complex; endoplasmic reticulum membrane. The coding region runs from base 77 to 361 and encodes 94 amino acids.
UUAAGUUCCAGCUCUAUGUUUACGUGUAGAACUUUAUUUUCGAUUUAGUUUUGUUUACCAAUAAAUUUCGUUAGCAAUGACAAAUCUACAACGCUGGCUAUUUUACGCAUCGCUCUUUGCGAUUCCCUAUCUCUCCGUUGUUUUGGGAACAGUGCAAACACAGCUUACUACCAAGUAUUUCCUAUACUUUCAGAUUUUACCACUUUUGCUCCUCGUGAUUUUUGGUAUAUAUUCCGUUUGGACUGUUCUAUAUAGAACUCUGACUUUCAACGAUUGUCCCGAGGCCGCCAAGGAGCUCCAGGAUGAAAUUCAGGAGGCUCGCAAGGAUUUGAUAGCCAAGGGAUUUCGGUUUCGAGAUUAGGGGAUUUCCAGCUCCCAGGACUUGUGCAUGUUAAUCUGUAAUUCCAUUAUUUAGAAAAACAAAAAUCACGCAAAUGUACUCUAGACCGCAUUUUGUGUGGGCGGACGCGUUGUUGGGGGCUGAUUUCCCCAGGUGUCGGAAGUUUGGUGGCCAAAUUAUGUUGAGGUUUUGAAAGAAUAUGCUUGAAAAAGUAUGAAUAUGUGCAUGUUUAAUUGGCUUACCAUCUCUAGUGAGUUGCUGAAAAUGCCAAUAAAAUAUGUAACUCGAAAUAAAAGAAAUCUAAAACAGUA